Messenger RNA from Brienomyrus brachyistius, 1403 nucleotides. Its product is annotated as tetraspanin-19-like. The transcript has 8 exons. The record is from RefSeq and is a predicted model, not a curated record. Gene Ontology annotation, cellular component: membrane. The coding region runs from base 136 to 981 and encodes 281 amino acids. NCBI's taxonomy places the organism in Eukaryota, Metazoa, Chordata, Actinopteri, Osteoglossiformes, Mormyridae.
CUGAGCGCAUCUCACAUUUUCAAACGCGCACCGUGCCGACAACCUGCGUCCUUUAGCAACGUCUGAUGUGUUACUGGGAUACAAGUUGUUCGAAUCUGAUCGUAUGUGCAUUUUGAAAACAGAUAAAAAAAAAGCAUGAAAAGAAAGGAAAAAGUUGAAUGUCUGAAGUUCUUUGUUGUAGUCUUCAACAGCAUGUUUUUGAUACUUGGACUUGCUUUCUUUAGUUGUGGUGUCUGGGUUUUAUUUGACCAGAACAGCUUAAUUGUAAUGAUCAGUGCUGGAAACGCUGUGAAAGCUAUCGCCGCGGCUCUCUUUACAAUGGGCCUGCUUGUUGCUGGUAUCAGUGUCCUUGGAUACAUAGGAGCAGCUACAGAAAUCAGAUGUUUCAUAAUACUGCACAUGACCUUCCUGACACCUAUAGUUGCUGGACAAAUUUUUGUCAUAUCCAUGAUGAUGAUAAAUAAAGAAAAGAUCUCUGGAGCACUGAUGGAUGAGAUUGACCAAUUAAUCAUUGUCUAUGGCAACAAAACAGCGGGUGAACUGGCACAGGUCAUGUGGCAGCUGCUGGACACUCUGCAGUGUUAUGGAAAAUGCUGUGGAAGGAUGAACUAUACUGAUUGGGACCGAAACCUUUACAUCUCCUCACUUCCAGAAAGCAAUAUAUAUCCCUGGUCCUGUUUUAAUGUGAGCAGCUGUCCAGUCCUCCACAGUAACAACAGCACACAGGGGUUUGGCCAAGGGUCAGCGGUCUACCUCCAGGGCUGUCAACAGAGUAUAGAGGACUGGCUGUUGGCAAAUGGACUUGCUGUUUUAGAGUUGCAGUUAGGACUGGUCUUAAUUCAGGCCCUGCAGCUGGCCCUUGGCUUGUGCUUCUGUCACAUCACUCAGAGGAAAGGACAAGAAGUGCAGCCUGAACUAAACAUUCCCUGUGGAGACAAGGCAGUCUAUCUUAGCGUAGCGUGUCGAGACCUUCCUCUGUAAAGCAGACAGUCGAUGCAGUAAUAGCUGAAGGCCUUGAGCAGAAGGUUGCUUGAUUGAGUCCCAGGAGAACCCCAGGUCAUUGUGAAUAUCCAUCCAUCCAUCCAUCCAUCCAUUUUCUGAAACCACUUGUCCCAUUCAGGGUUGGGGGGAGUCUGGAGCCUAUCCUGGAGCUUAUGAACAACCCAGGAUGGGGUGCCAACCCAUCCCAGUCAUUGGGAACAUCUUAAUUAGAAUCUAAUAUUCUUUUUGCUUAACACGAAUUUACACACCAUAGCCUCUUGCUUCCAGUGUUGGGGUGCGAAUCCAACCCCAACCUGUCCGUCUGUGUGUGUGGUCCAAGUAUACCUUACGUCGUGGGUAAUAAAUGCCCCCACAAUGUUUCAAAAACCUGUCAUUUUGGGGAUCAUUUUUACAGUCCCCUU